Molecule: messenger RNA, 2924 nt
Organism: Nycticebus coucang (slow loris)
Lineage: Eukaryota; Metazoa; Chordata; Mammalia; Primates; Lorisidae
Gene: PISD
Product: phosphatidylserine decarboxylase
Exons: 13
Coding region: 196-1896 (566 amino acids)
Biological process (GO): phosphatidylethanolamine biosynthetic process
Cellular component (GO): mitochondrion
Molecular function (GO): phosphatidylserine decarboxylase activity
Source: RefSeq, a predicted model, not a curated record
CCGGUGUCCGUGGUUACUGCACGGGGUCGCGCUGUGCAGGAGCAGCCUCUUCCACUGUGGGAACACUGCCCCAAACCACUUUCUACGGUCCUUACAGAAGCUGCCUCAUAGAGCCUUUCGAACCGACAGUUCAUAAUAACAUAUCUUUGUACAUCUUCAGGAUAAAUUUGUAGAGGGAGAUUGCUGGGUUCAAAGAUGCCAGAAAAGUCCACACUGCCCCUGCACGAACCUUCUCCCUGCUGCGCCCCCUGCCCAUUCUGUUGGCAACAGGUGGCGGGUACACAGGGUACCGGCAGUAUGAGAAGUACAGAGAGCGGGAGAUGGAGAAGUUGGGAUUGGAGAUCCCACCCAAACUUGCUGGUCACUGGGAGCUCCAAGGUGAGAAGGGGUCUGCAGUCUCACCUGGGGUUCAGACAAUGCUGGGAUCAAUUCCACCCUGACCCUCUAACUGCCCUUUGGGCCACCAAGACUGAACCAGGGUGGGGAAGCGGCAGCACCAGCACCCAACAGCCGGCCUCUGCCUCACAGAGACAGAGCCCCUGGAGCAGUAACAGCGCGGGAGAUCCUCUGGCAGAUUCUCUGGUGCGGGGGAAGGGGAGGAAAGAGGAAAACAAAGGCGAGCCAGCCUGGCUGCCCUCCCUACGCCUGCCCAGGAUGUGUCAGUCAGAGGCACUGCGAGGACCAGAGCUCCGCACAGCAAAAUGGCCCCUUCCUGCCCAGCAGCUGCUCCACCUGAGAGGUAACUCCCUCUCAUCUGCCCAGCAUUCCCAGUCCUCCCAGCUGGUUGGCUGGCAGGAGAAACUGAGAAGUGAGACCACCAGGUUGCAGUUUCCCCAGCUGGCCCUGAGGCGGAGGCUGGGGCAGCUGAGCUGCAUGUCCAGACCUGCCUUGAAACUGCGCUCCUGGCCCUUGACUGUCCUCUACUACCUCCUGCCCUUCGGUGCCCUCAGACCACUCAGCCGGGUGGGAUGGCGGCCCGUGAGCAGGGUGGCCCUGUACAAGUCAGUGCCUACACGUCUACUCUCUCGGGCCUGGGGCCGCCUCAACCAGGUGGAGCUGCCACAUUGGCUGCGUGGGCCCGUCUACAGCCUAUACAUCUGGACCUUUGGGGUGAACAUGAAGGAAGCCGCUGUGGAGGAUCUGCACCACUACCGCAACCUUAGCGAGUUCUUCCGGCGCAAGCUGAAGCCGCAGGCCCGGCCUGUGUGUGGCCUGCACAGCGUGAUCAGCCCAUCAGAUGGGAAGAUCCUCAAUUUUGGGCAGGUGAAGAACUGCGAGGUAGAGCAAGUGAAAGGGGUUACCUACUCCCUGGAGUCGUUCCUGGGCCCACGCACCUACACGGAAGACCUGCCCUUCCCAGCAGCUACCUCAUGUGACUCCUUCAAGAACCAGCUGGUCACUCGGGAAGGGAACGAGCUCUACCACUGUGUCAUCUACUUGGCCCCUGGGGACUACCACUGCUUUCAUUCCCCAACUGACUGGACUGUUUCCCACCGGCGACAUUUCCCAGGCUCCCUGAUGUCGGUGAACCCCGGCAUGGCUCGCUGGAUCAAAGAACUCUUCUGCCACAAUGAGCGAGUAGUCCUGACUGGGGACUGGAAACAUGGCUUCUUCUCACUGACGGCUGUGGGGGCCACCAAUGUGGGCUCCAUUCGCAUCUACUUUGAUCAGGACCUGCACACAAACAGCCCAAGAUACAGCAAGGGCUCCUACAAUGACUUCAGCUUCGUGACACACGCCAACAAGGAGGGCAUCCCCAUGCGGAAGGGCGAGCACCUGGGCGAGUUCAACCUGGGCUCCACCAUUGUGCUCAUCUUCGAGGCCCCCAAAGACUUCAACUUCCAGCUGAAAGCAGGACAGAAAAUCCACUUUGGAGAGGCCCUGGGCUCUCUAUAGAGCCUCUUCCUGCCGGUGGCUGCUGAGGGAUCUUUUUCAGAGAAUGAAGGAAAAUGCCAUGAGGCCAUCCGGAUGAGGGGGGGUCUGACCAUGUAGGAUUGGAAUGACUCUACUCCCACCUGACUCAGGUGCAAACAAGAGGUUCUGUAUCCUCAUGAGGUGCCUGGAGUCCCUGCCGUGCCCUCAACUUGUGCUGUUCCCUCUUCCUACCCUACCUUACAAAGAAAAAAGUACAGGCUGUUUGGAUCUCUUUUUAAUAUGGUAUAAACUGGAGGCUUCUCUCUCCCAGCUGAGCAUGACUUGGUUGUAACUGUUGUAAAAGGGUUAGGUGGUAAAUAGUGUACCUACCUUCUUGCUGCUUCCCCCUUCACCUGGGCCAUUGUCUGUUGGCCUUUUCUGCUUUUGUUGGCCUGCACAGGGUGAAGUGCCUCUUUGGCACAGACUGUGAACACCGCUCCCAGCAGGGCCAUGCAGCUUCCUGGAAACCACUUUCUCUUCCCAAAUUUGCCUCAUUGAAAAAGCACUCUUUCUUUGCACUUGUAGCUGAAUGUAUCACCCUGGACCUUCCAGUGUCUUUUGAAAACAGUGACUAAUGAUGCAGACCUUUGCAGGCCCUGAUGACUGGCCUCUGGAGCUGGCCGAAGUCCUCAUUGUGGCAGAGGCCCAGCUAAAGCCAGGGGAGAGCUCAUGUACCCCCUCCCUGUAUCCAGCCCCAAAUGAAACAUGAGAAAGUUGCUGCUAUUGAUUGAGGGGCUGUGCUGGGGGCAGAGGAGCCUUGGUGUAUGAGGGGUUGGUGCCUAGAAAACCUUUCUGACUUAACAGGUACAGAGGCCUUGGGGAGCCCUGGAGGUUUGGGAUGGGGCCAGAUCUCAUGUUGACUCGGGCCACUGUGGAUUUCUCCUGUAGGAGAAAUCAUAGAACUCUUUCAACUGUAUCAGUAGCACAGUAUUUUUGUAUGAAAAGUGGGAGACUUCUGAACAGUAAUUCAUUUAAUUGCAAAACAUUUUGAAAUAAAAAGCUAAAACCCA